Messenger RNA from Nicotiana tabacum (common tobacco), 2550 nucleotides. RefSeq names its product alpha-L-arabinofuranosidase 1-like. The record is from RefSeq and is a predicted model, not a curated record. Gene Ontology annotation, molecular function: alpha-L-arabinofuranosidase activity. NCBI's taxonomy places the organism in Eukaryota, Viridiplantae, Streptophyta, Magnoliopsida, Solanales, Solanaceae. Gene Ontology annotation, biological process: L-arabinose metabolic process.
ACUAAAUCAAGAAGACUGCAUUGUGGGGUUUGUGGCAUUUCCAGCUUACUGGAGUGACAUCCUGAUGAAUACAGCUUACUGGUUUUAUGAAGGGGAGCCUUGGCGUAAUUGGUAAAGCUGCUGCCAUGUGAUCGGGAGGUCACGGGUUCGAGCCGUGGAAACAGCCUCUUCAGAAAUGCUGGGUAAGGCUGCGUCCAAUAGACCUUUGUGGUCCGGCCCUUCCCCGGACCCCUCUCAUAGCUGUAGCUUAGUGCACCGAGCUGCCCUUCUGUCAACGCUUGACUAGUAACUUAAGAUGCUAUCUUAAAUAGGCUCCAGGAACAUUGAAUGGUGUGAGAAGGAUAUGGAUUCAAGCCGCUCCCUUUGUUGUAUUCUCCUUUUAGUUCUAUUUGGAAUAUCCGUCCAAUACCAAUGCUCUGCAAGUGGGAUUGAUGCAAACGAAACAGCGCUACUGUUAGUAAAUGCAUCUGAAGCAUCAGCGAGGAAAAUGCCGGAUACUCUGUUUGGAAUAUUCUUUGAGGAGAUCAAUCAUGCUGGUGCUGGUGGAUUGUGGGCUGAACUUAUCAGCAACAGAGGUUUUGAAUCUGGAGGCCAUAAUUUUCCAUCUAGCAUUGAACCUUGGUCUAUCAUUGGCGAUGAGUCUUCUGUGAUCGUAUCAACUGAGCUUUCAUCAUGCUUUGAUCGGAAUAAAGUUGCACUUCGAGUACAGGUGCUUUGUGACAGUAAAGGUGCCAAACUCUGUCCAGAUGGAGGAGUUGGUGUCUACAACCCGGGAUUCUGGGGCAUGAAUAUUGAACAGGGAAAGAGAUACAAACUGGUGUUUUAUGUGCGUUCACAAGAGUCUAUUAAUUUAUCAGUAGGUUUAACCGGUUCAAAUGGAUUAAAGAAGCUGGCUACUGUUGUCGUAGUAGCUGCAAAUGUAUCAAAUUGGACAAAGGUGGAGGUUUUGUUGGAAGCGGAAGGAACAGAUCCCAAUUCAAGACUCGAACUGAGAUCAGCUACAAAGGGUGUUAUAUGGUUUGAUCAAGUAUCAUUGAUGCCUAUGGACACGUACAAGGGGCAUGGCUUCCGGAAAGACCUUUUUGGAAUGCUUAAAGCCUUGAAACCAGCAUUCAUCAGAUUUCCAGGAGGCUGUUUUGUUGAAGGCGGCUGGUUAAGAAAUGCAUUCCGGUGGAAAGAAACUAUUGGACCAUGGGAAGAGAGGCCUGGGCAUUUAGGUGAUGUGUGGAAUUACUGGACUGAUGAUGGGCUUGGUCAUUUCGAGUUUCUUCAGCUUGCAGAGGAUUUGGAUGCAUUGCCAAUCUGGGUUUUCAACAACGGAAUCAGCCACAAUGAUCAAGUUGACACUUUCCAUGUCUUACCUCUCGUGCAAGAAAUCUUAGAUGGUCUUGAAUUUGCAAGAGGUGGUUCUGACUCAAAAUGGGGUUCGAUUCGAGCUGCAAUGGGACAUCCAGAGCCCUUUGAUUUGAGAUAUGUUGCUAUUGGAAACGAGGAUUGUGAUAAGACACAGUACCGAGGAAAUUACCUCAAGUUCUAUUCAGCAAUCAAAGAAGCCUACCCAGAUAUUAAGAUAAUCUCUAACUGUGAUGCUUCUGCCAAAGCAUUGGAUCAUCCAGCUGAUUUAUAUGAUUUUCACAUUUAUGACAAUGCAAGUACUGUGUUCUCUCUUGCCAACCAUUUCGAUGACGCACCACGCAAUGGACCGAAGGCUUUUAUAAGUGAGUAUGCUGUGCACGGAAAUGAUGCUGGAAAAGGUAGUCUUUUAGCAGCAUUGGCUGAAGCUGGUUUCCUCAUUGGGGUAGAAAAGAACAGUGAUGCAGUUGAAAUGGCAAGCUAUGCACCCCUAUUCGCUAAUAACAAUGACUGGAUGUGGAAAGCAGAUGCGAUUGUUUUCACUUCUUCACAGGCAUAUGGAACCCCUAGUUAUUGGAUGCAACACCUUUUCAAAGAGUCAAACGGCGCAACUCUUCUAAGUUCAACACUUCAAGCUAAUUCUUCAGAUUCACUAAUAGCAUCUGCCAUAACCUGGCGAAAUGAGAUUGAUGACAACGAGUACUUAAGAAUAAAGGUUGUGAACUUUGGGAGCAGCACAGUUGCUCUUAAAAUCUCUAUCAGUGGAUUGGAGCAGAACUCGUUGCAGUCCUUUGGGGCAACAAAAACUACAUUAACAUCUACCAAUGUGAUGGAUGAGAAUUCUUUUGAAGAUCCUAAGAAGGUGUCACCAGUUGAAACUUUGGUCAAACAAGUUAGCGAGAACAUGGAUGUUGUACUUUCACCGUAUUCUUUCACUUCGUUUGAUUUGUUAAGAAAAUCCAUCAGCAUUAGGACAACAACAACUGCUUCUGGCCUUGAAUCUUCAUUCUAAAACUAUGCAUCAUUGAAAAUGUCAGUAAUGAAUAAUAUCAUUUUCAUCUAAUUUUCAUGUAUCUUUAGUUCUUGAUGUUUCCAUUUAGUCGCUUUUCUGUUACACUUUUAAGGCGUUUGUUGUAGAACUUCUUUGAAACAGUUGGCACCUCUAUCCUUUUCAGAUAAAACGAAGCAAUUGUGCAA